Ooceraea biroi (clonal raider ant) is the source of this 1174-nucleotide messenger RNA. It is a transcript of the gene NC2beta, whose product is annotated as negative cofactor 2beta. Gene Ontology annotation, molecular function: protein heterodimerization activity; RNA polymerase II general transcription initiation factor activity; TBP-class protein binding. Gene Ontology annotation, cellular component: negative cofactor 2 complex. Lineage: Eukaryota; Metazoa; Arthropoda; Insecta; Hymenoptera; Formicidae. The record is from RefSeq and is a predicted model, not a curated record. Gene Ontology annotation, biological process: RNA polymerase II preinitiation complex assembly; negative regulation of transcription by RNA polymerase II.
UGUAAUUCUCACUAUGUUGCGAAACGAAAUCAACCCUCGAGUUAACCUAUUUGUUAUAUUGUGCUCGUCGCUGAUAUCUGUAGCGGUAACGUGUACAGAUAAUAGAAUUUCCGUAAUGCUGAAAACUUAAGCAGUUUAAACUACUUGAACUUUCCGGUGGUGGUAUUGUGUACAUAUUACGAGCAGUUAUUCAAGUAUAACAUCAAAAUUGUUGAUUAACUACAAUUUAUCACGAUAUAUUAAUAACAGAGAACCAAAUGGCCUCGGCUGCGAUGUCACCAACCGAUGACGACGAGCUCACCCUCCCUCGCGCCUCAAUCAACAAAAUAAUCAAGGAAAUUUUGCCGCACGUCCGAGUUGCCAACGAAUCCAGAGAGCUCAUCCUGAACUGCUGCACGGAGUUCAUUCAUUUGCUAUCGUCCGAAGCGAAUGAAAUCUGUAAUCAACAACAGAAGAAGACUAUAAAUGCAGAACACGUUCUGCAAGCCCUCGAGAAGUUAGGCUUCGGCGACUACAACGCGGAAGCUGAAGCUGUGCUACGAGACUGCAAGGCCGUAGCGGCUAAGAGGAGGCGUCAAAGCACCAGAUUGGAGAACUUAGGGAUUCCGGAGGAGGAGCUGUUACGACAGCAACAGGAGCUGUUUGCUAAGGCGAGAGAGGAACAGGCAGUCGCGGAGCAGCAGCAAUGGCAACAAUUACAAGCUGUUGCACAAAUGGCGUCUAUGCAGCAAGCUGACAGUGAGCAGGAAGAUUAUUCAUAAACCACUUCAAAUGUGACAUAUGCUAGGAAGCAGUUUCAUUUGUUCAUUAAGAAGGAAGAUAUUUUAUAGAAUAAAGAAAUUUCACGGAGACGAAAGCAAUAGCGAUGAAACAUGGAAGCGAGGAAUGUUGGACGUAAACGUUUUGUUAUACGUACAAGCCAUUGUAAGCGUGUGUGCAUCACCAAAACGGAAUUAUCAGCAGAGCUACGAGAAUGAAAACUGCGCAAAGUGGACUGAUGGUAAAGCUAUAUUAAUUCUUGAACCUGCUGCGACUGCCUUUGACGUUCAGAUGCAAGCAAAAUAACUUUAUUCUGUAUUAUAUCCGUAUUGUACAUUGAACACAGUUUAAUUUAAUAUAUUAUAAUUUAUAAAAGCAAUAUAUCUCAUAUAAUAAAACAAACAAAUUAUACCUC